This is a messenger RNA of Ascochyta rabiei, 1407 nucleotides long. Its product is annotated as Citrate (Si)-synthase. Gene Ontology annotation, biological process: tricarboxylic acid cycle; citrate metabolic process; carbohydrate metabolic process. The record is from RefSeq and is a predicted model, not a curated record. Gene Ontology annotation, cellular component: mitochondrial matrix. The transcript has 4 exons. Lineage: Eukaryota; Fungi; Ascomycota; Dothideomycetes; Pleosporales; Didymellaceae. The coding region runs from base 1 to 1407 and encodes 468 amino acids.
AUGGCCUCCGCACUCCGUCUGAGCCAGAGCGCUCUCCGCGCCGCCGCCCCCGUGCGGUCGUCGGCCCUGGCCGGCCUCCGCUGCUACUCCAGCAAGACGCAGUCGCUCAAGGAGACGUUCGCCGCCAAGCUGCCCGGCGAGAUCGAGAAGAUCAAGAAGCUCCGCAAGGAGCACGGCAGCACCGUCAUCGGCGAGGUCACGCUCGACCAGGUCUACGGCGGCGCCCGUGGCAUCAAGUCCCUUGUCUGGGAGGGCUCCGUCCUCGACUCCGAGGAGGGCAUCCGCUUCCGCGGCAAGACCAUCCCCGAGUGCCAGGAGCUCCUCCCCAAGGCGCCCGGCGGCCAGGAGCCGCUCCCCGAGGGCCUCUUCUGGCUGCUCCUGACGGGCGAAGUCCCCUCGGAGCAGCAGGUCCGCGACCUCUCCGCCGAGUGGGCGGCCCGCUCCGACGUGCCCAAGUUCGUCGAGGAGCUCAUCGACCGCUGCCCCAGCGACCUCCACCCCAUGGCCCAGUUCUCGCUCGCCGUCACGGCGCUCGAGCACGAGUCCAACUUCGCCAAGGCCUACGCCAAGGGCAUGCACAAGUCGCAGUACUGGGAGCACACCUUUGAGGACUCCAUGGACCUCAUUGCCAAGCUGCCCACCAUUGCCGCCAAGAUCUUCCGCAACAUCUACAAGGACGGCAAGGUCGCCCCCGUCCAGAAGGACAAGGACUACUCGUACAACCUGGCCAACCAGCUCGGCUUCGCUGACAACGCCGACUUUGUCGAGCUGAUGCGUCUGUACCUGACCAUCCACACGGACCACGAGGGCGGCAACGUCUCGGCCCACACCACCCACCUGGUGGGUUCCGCCCUCUCCUCGCCCUACCUCUCCCUGGCGGCCGGCCUCAACGGUCUCGCCGGUCCCCUGCACGGCCUCGCCAACCAGGAGGUCCUCGUCUGGCUCCAGAAGAUGAAGAAGGCCAUUGGCAACGACCUCAGCGACGAGGCCAUCAAGGACUACCUGUGGUCCACGCUCAAGGCUGGCCAGGUCGUCCCCGGCUACGGCCACGCCGUCCUCCGCAAGACGGACCCCCGCUACGUGUCCCAGCGCGAGUUCGCGCAGAAGCACCUGCCCGACGACCCCAUGUUCAAGCUCGUCAGCCAGGUCUACAAGAUCGCCCCCGGCGUCCUCACCGAGCACGGCAAGACCAAGAACCCCUACCCCAACGUCGACGCCCACUCGGGUGUGCUCCUCCAGUACUACGGCCUCACCGAGCAGAACUACUACACCGUCCUGUUCGGUGUGUCGCGCGCGCUCGGUGUGCUCCCCCAGCUCAUCAUCGACCGCGCCGUGGGUGCGCCCAUUGAGCGCCCCAAGUCGUUCUCGACCGAGGCCUACGCCAAGCUGGUCGGCGCCAAGUUGUAG